Molecule: messenger RNA, 1960 nt
Organism: Xyrichtys novacula (pearly razorfish)
Lineage: Eukaryota; Metazoa; Chordata; Actinopteri; Labriformes; Labridae
Source: the annotation of a GenBank genome assembly
GAGUUUUGGUGUGAUAAUAAAAGUGUGUAUUGUUGCUACAGUUGAGUUUUGUGGGCCCUUGAAACAAAGUAAGAAAGUUUCAGAGUCGUGAUGCACUGAUAUCAAAAUCACUUUGGCUGUAAAUCCGUUUGUGCCAAAUCGGUUUAAUUUUAUUAUCAUGAAAACAGACAAAAUAAAAUGUGAAAUGGUCACCACACACUGACGGACUGAUGACGCUGCAUUCAACCGACCAAUCAGGUGAAGGUUAACGUUGUGCUUGUAGGUCGAAUCAAUAUCCAAAAUCAUUUACCUGCCGGUCAUUCUCGCGGCGUCUGUCACGUGAUGGUCCGGCUGUGAUCCGUGACAGAGUCCAAACCUGUCCACUCAAAAACUGCAGACACUCUCCCUCUACAAUGACAGGUGAGUUUUUCAUUUAAACCUUUUACAUUUUUAUUUUUGUAAAGGAUUUUAUCAGCAUUUGUCACCGGAAAUAAGAGCUUCAAUCUUUGGUCAAAUGUCGCCGUGUUUUUGUCACGUGAAGAUAAGGUUAAAGAGCUCGUAUCAAAGUGCCUGAAGGCCCGGGACAUGGCAUACUGUCCAUACAGCGGGUUCCCUGUUGGUGCCGCUAUACUGACAGCAGAGGGCGCCAUAAUCACAGGUAAUAUACCUACAGGUGACCUUUACUUCUCUGUAUGUGCUUUUACAAAAAACUGCCUGAAAAUGAAGCAAUUAAUAAACAAGAAGACAAAAGAGAACGGCUCAGAGUUGCCUUUAAUUAUUUCUUUUUUCAGGUUGUAAUGUGGAGAACGCCUCCUACGGUCUGACAGUGUGUGCUGAGCGCAACGCCAUCCAGAGGGCCGUGGCGGAAGGAUACAGACAGUUCACUGCCAUUGCUGUAACAUGGUGGGACUUUCAGUACUAUAUUACAGCAUUAAAAGUGUCAAUAAGCACAUAUUCUUUCAUGUUUAUCCAUCUUUUCUUAUUGUAGUGAUGUCAAGGACAGUUUCGUCGGGCCGUGUGGAGCGUGUCGACAGGUUCUUGUAGAGGUGAGACAUCUCUAUAGUAAUUGAGUUAGUUUGGUCUGUUUAUUACGGUGGCCGAGAACUGCCACUGCCGCAAAUAAAUCACAACGGAAGUUACUGAUGCAAAAGAAAAAGAAAAAACGAAGCCUGCUGCAAACAAAAAAAGAAACGGUGCAGAUUAAAAAAAGCCAAAACGGAAGUUAACAAUGCAAAAAAUAAAAUUUGCAACGGGCUUUGGUUUCUUUUUUUGCAUCAGUAACUUAUGUUGUGGCUUCUUUUUUAUUUGCAGCAGUGGCGGUUCUCGGCCACCGUAGUUUAUUUCUUAAAAAACUUAUAAAAUAAUCUUAAAGUACAGUAGUGAGUCUUUUUGUUUGUUUUUAGAAAGGUAAACUUUAUUUCAUGUGACUCAAGAGAAACACUGACUCUACCUUAUCAGACCUACUUUUUGUAUUGCAUUAGUCAGUGGGUGUGUGUAAAUGAGGACACACUGUAUCUUACAGCGAUGUUAAACAUUAAUACUAAUAACAAGGACUGUAAAAUUCCUGCAGCGCUCUCAUAAAGUAGAGCAGCAGUGGAUUAGAUAGUCAGUCUAAGAUUUGUUGCUAAAAAGCCAUCGUGACAUUUUCUGACAGUUUUUUUCAGACUAAAAUAAAGCUAAAGAAACAAAAUAAAAAAUACUCUUCGAUACAAUUUACAUUGGUGUAUCUCUCUUUCAACAUCAUACAGUUUUCUUCAUCUCUCUUCCCCUCAGUUUGGAGCAGACUGGAUUGUAUACUUAACCAAACCGGAUGGAUCUUACAAAGAAACCAGCCUCAAUGAACUGUUGCCUCAUGCUUUUACUCCAAAACACCUCGAGAAGAAGUGAUGAGCCAACACAGCAUCAUAACACAUCACCUUAUAAUUAUAUCGUUACUGUUGCAAAAAAAUAGGUAAAUAAUAAAACAAAUAUCCCCCCUGAA